AUAAUACUAAUAGACAAGGUAAAGUAUACUAUAACAAGAACUUAACAUCUAAUUACACAGAUAAUAAAUCUAAAACAACAUAUAAAGAAGACUACAAAAAGCCUGAAGAUGAUACUUUUA
This is a messenger RNA of Scutellospora calospora, 120 nucleotides long. The record is from the annotation of a GenBank genome assembly. Lineage: Eukaryota; Fungi; Glomeromycota; Glomeromycetes; Diversisporales; Gigasporaceae.